Solanum verrucosum is the source of this 1985-nucleotide messenger RNA. RefSeq lists its product as uncharacterized. Gene Ontology annotation, molecular function: protein binding. The record is from RefSeq and is a predicted model, not a curated record. The transcript has 2 exons. Lineage: Eukaryota; Viridiplantae; Streptophyta; Magnoliopsida; Solanales; Solanaceae. Bases 123 to 1985 code for a protein of 620 amino acids.
UGCCCACCAGUCAGUGCACUAAAACUAAUACCUCUAACAACCUGCCAUAGAAACUCCAUCAACAACAUUCUCUGACUACUCAAACAGCAAAAAACAAAACAGACUUUGCCCUGCAUUUGAACAUGAAAUGCAACAGUACACGUCGUAGUUGUUUGUUGUGUGGUACAAUGGAAGAAAAAGAUCCAUCGAUACGAAAAACUUUAAUAGUUCAAUGCUUCAAAGAUUUGCAUCUAAUUGAAGAUAUAGAGCUUGUUCUCACCUUAAGAUGCCUCUGGAAUAUUGCUCUUGCUCGACCUGAUGACCCUGAAUUCCCGUCCCUCGGUGUCUUUAAUUGCAUGGCUAGACUUCUCAACAGGUGCACCCGUGACCAAAAAUGGCUUUCAAGAGGCCAUAACGUGUAUGUUCCUUAUUAUGCAGCUCAUAUCAUUGGCUCCUAUACCAUGAACAAAGCUAGAUUCUCUGUUUUGGCUGUUAAAUCAGGUGUAAUUUCGCCAUUAAUAGACCUCUUAAAAGGUAAGAUAACUUGGGUUGAGCAAAGAGUGGCUGUUAGAGCACUUGGUCACAUUGUGCGACAUAGAAGAACAUUUGAAGACAUUAAGGUCCAUGAAGUAGAGAUUAUAAAGCUAGCUAUGGACAUAGCUUCCAAAUGCAUUUUUACAAUCUAUAGCGAGUUUGUAGGCAAGAAAAGUGAAAAGAGAGUCGAAUAUCAUCGCUAUUUGAUGACAAAAGGUCUCAGAGAAUUCGAAAUGGAGAAUAAAAAAGCAGAGUCUUGGGCUUGCCAAAUGCAAUGCUGGUCUCUAUACCUUCUCAACUGCUUCAUUACAAAGAAAAGAAGCAUCAAUUUAAUAUGCAAAGAAGAUUUUCUCAAGAAUUUAUGUGAUAUAUGGGGUGGAUUACAGAACCAGAAUUCUUUCUCUGGCAUUGGCCUAAUCAGAAGUCUAUGUGACAGCGAAGAUGGUAGAAAAAACAUUGCUCAAUUAGAACAAGUUGUAGAAAACAUCUGCAACCUCUCUAGAUCAUCGGACGAAUGGCAAUUCAUGGCAAUUGAAAGUCUUUUGGUACUUCUCAAGGAUCCAAAAACAAGAAACAGAGUAACCAACAUUGCAGCUCCUUUUCUUGCUGAUUUAGUAGAGCUUAGAACUAUCAAAGGAAGACGAAAAAUUGGUGACAUGAUAACGCAACUACUCUUGCAAGAUUAUGCUAAAAUCAAAUAUGGUCAAGUGGGGUUCUAUGAAAAAGGAUCACAAAAGGCAAUUGAAGAGAUUUGGGACUUGAAAGUUGAAAAAAGGAAAAGGGAUAAAAUCAUGUCGGAACAAGAAGUGAAGGAAACAGAGCUUUUGGUUUCCGUUUUAAAACGUGAAGGAAACAAGAAAUUUUGGUCAAGUGAGAUUGAAGCAGCUGUAAACAAGUACACAAAGGCUUUAGAUUUAUGUCCACUAAACUUAAGAAAAGAAAGGAUUGUUCUUUAUAGCAAUAGAGCUCAAUGUCAUUUAAUUUUAGGAGAAGCAGAGUUAGCUAUUAGUGAUACAACACGAGCCUUAUGCUUAUCAGGUGAAAUGAGACCACAUAUAAAGAGCCUGUGGCGAAGAUCGCAGGCUUAUCACAUGAAAGGAUUGGCUAGACUAAGUUUAAUGGAUUGUUUAAUGUUCAUCAAUGAACGAAGCAAGUUGAAUGGAAACAAAAGCAGCACAAGGAAAAUCCCAUACUAUGCAAUGCGCAUGUUGAACAAGCAGAUGACAGCCACGUGGAUUUUUGCAGAUGCCGCAAAGUCCAUGGAAGAUGACAAUGGAACUCAUAAAUCCAGGGUCCAGCAUCGCCUUGCAGGUGGAAAAAUGAAAGGGAAGAUAGAAGAGGCACUAUUAAAAAGCAUGCCAACCCAGUGGAAAGACAAGGAGCAUCGGCUCUUGAAAAAGGGACGGCUUUGGAGAACAAGUCGGAGAAGCAAAGGCGUUAUUGAAAGCGUAUCACAGGAGGGGAAAAUGUAA